Tilletiopsis washingtonensis is the source of this 681-nucleotide messenger RNA. RefSeq lists its product as hypothetical. The record is from RefSeq and is a predicted model, not a curated record. Gene Ontology annotation, molecular function: N-acetyltransferase activity. The transcript is spliced from 5 exons. Bases 1 to 681 code for a protein of 226 amino acids. NCBI's taxonomy places the organism in Eukaryota, Fungi, Basidiomycota, Exobasidiomycetes, Entylomatales. Gene Ontology annotation, biological process: protein acetylation.
AUGCGCGCCAACGAGCGCCUCGUCCUCGUCGGCCCGCGUGUGCUGCUCGUGCCGUACCGGAAGGAGCACGUCGAGAAGUACCACGCCUGGAUGCAGGACCCGCUCAUCCGCGAGGCCACCGCCUCGGAGCCGCUGUCGCUGCCGGAGGAGUACGAAAUGCAGGCCAGCUGGCACGCCGACGACGACAAGCUGACGUUCAUCGUCAUGGCGCGCCCGCCGGGCAGUGUGGUGCCGCAGAGUGCCGCAGAGGCGAUCAGCGAGAGCCAAAUGAUCGGCGAUGUGAACCUGUUCAUCUCCGAAGCACACGACGACGAGGAAGAGGAGGGCACAGAGGCGGCAGACGCACCGCCACAGGCCAAGAGCUGGUGCGCCGAGGUCGAGGUUAUGAUCGCCGAGCAUGCCUUUCGCGGCCGCGGCAUUGCGCAAGAGGCCGUGUCGCUGCUGCUGCACUACGCCUCGCACGCCUCCAGCGGGCUCGGCUCCUUGCCUGCGCCGUUUCCGCUGCCUGCGCCGGCGCUGCACGCCAAGAUCGGCCUCGCCAACGCCGGCAGCCGGCGCCUGUUUGCGCGUCUCGGCUUCGAGGAGGUGCGGGUGAGCCAGGUGUGGCAGGAGGUCGAGGUGCGCUGGACGGGCACGGGGGCGCUGCCGCCGCUGGCACGGCUCGAGUGGCCGGUGGAAUGA